This is a messenger RNA of Solanum verrucosum, 570 nucleotides long. RefSeq lists its product as uncharacterized. The record is from RefSeq and is a predicted model, not a curated record. NCBI's taxonomy places the organism in Eukaryota, Viridiplantae, Streptophyta, Magnoliopsida, Solanales, Solanaceae. The transcript has a single exon. The coding region runs from base 1 to 570 and encodes 189 amino acids.
AUGGGGAAUUGCUUGUUUGGAGGAAAUGAAGAGAUGAUGGUGAAAGUAGUAACAUCCACGGGUGGAAUCAUGGAAUUCGUUGCUCCCGUUACAGUUGAAUUCAUUGCAGAAGAAUUUCCGGGGCAUGGAAUAUUUAGAAGCCAUGAUCUUUUCUGGAAGCCACUGCCAGCAGCACAAGUACUAUUAGCAGGAGACUCAUAUUAUCUACUGCCGCUCAACAAAGAAGAGAGCAGUAAUAUAGAAAUAGGACAUGUAAGAUCAAGCAGCGUUCCUCAAAUUCAAAAUCUAGUGGUUGCACCCUAUAGAAUGUCUUUCGAUAGCAAAGGAAGGUCACAAGCAUUGUAUCGCUACAACAACAUUCAGAAGAAGAAGGGGAGCCAUUUUUGGAAAGUGAAAUUGGUCAUAACUCCCAAACAACUUUUGGAGAUUUUGUCACAAGAGACUACAACACAAGAGUUGAUUGAGAAUGUCAGAACUGUUGCUAAAUGCGGCAAAACUGGAUUUUCCGAUACCUGGAGUCUUUCUAGUAGUAGAAACACCACUUCUCAUGCUUUAUUUUCCUUAGAGUAA